GUCCCGCGAAUAGCAGUGGUAGACUUCGGCGAGUCGCGCAUGAUGGAGAAUCCAUUCGAGUUGGACCUGCGCAAUCGGGGGACAGAGAUCAUCAAGGGCCCCGAGAUGCUGGAGCUCGACUUCGUGAGUCGCCGGGACUCCAAGGCGCACGACAGGCGCAAACGCGUUGGCACCAACAAGGCUGCCGACAUCUGGUCCCUGGGCUGUCUCUUCUUCGAGCUGCUGACCGGUCGCUUCCUGUUCGAGGAUUAUGACUUCGCAACGCAUUGGGCAUGUGCUACUGGCAAGUCCGGCCAAGAUGUUGUCAACGAGGCAAACGAGCGACGGUUGGAGAACAAUGGACCCCUGCUGGAAUACGUGCGGUACUUGCUCGUUCGCGAUGCAGAUCGGCGUCCGACCAUCGGGAUGGCGUGUAAGAGGUUCGACAGUCUGGCGAGUUCCAUGACGGGCUCAGCUGCGGCUGGCGGC
This is a messenger RNA of Symbiodinium necroappetens, 468 nucleotides long. The record is from the annotation of a GenBank genome assembly. Lineage: Eukaryota; Dinophyceae; Suessiales; Symbiodiniaceae.